GAGUCAAACAUCAAGCUCCAAGGAGUCUCUCCACAGCAGCUCUCCACAGAAGCUUCACAACCUCCAGACCGACCCCGAAGAUGACUCCGUCUGCCAGCCUGCUGCUGCUGCUGCUCCUGCUCGGCCUCUCUCAGGCACUUCCUCUCCAGGAGGAAGGAAGCAAAGAAGAAGCCCAGGACACCGUCGACAUCACCACCAGGAUUCUGACCUCCAACAAUGCCACCAACGAGAACCUGCUGGAAGGAGACCUGCUGGCUCCCAGAACCAGAAACGCCAUGAUGUGCUGGUCCCAGAACUGCCUGUGGAGGAAAGCUUCCAACGGCCUGGUGAUGAUCCCCUUCACCAUCAGCAAUGAGUUCACCAGUGGGGAGAAGCAGAUGAUCAACCAAGCCAUGCAGGUCUUCCACAGCCAAACUUGCAUCCGCUUCGUCCCCCGAACGAACGAGUACGAUUACAUAAGCAUCGAGAACAAAGAAGGAUGUUUCUCCGCUCUGGGGAGAGUGGGAGGCAGCCAGGUGCUCUCUUUCAACAGGCAGGGCUGCCUCGUCUCUGGCAUCAUGCAGCACGAGAUGAACCACGCUCUGGGCUUCCAGCACGAACAGACCAGGAGCGACCGCGACGACUACAUCUGGAUCAACUGGGAGAACAUCAACCCGCAGAUGGCCUACAACUUCUACAAGCAGCCCACCAACAACCUGAACACUCCCUAUGACUACUCCUCCAUCAUGCACUAUGGAAGAACAGCAUUCGCCAUCCAGUACGGGAGGGACACCAUCAUCCCCUUCCCCAACCCCAACGUCGAGAUCGGCCAGACGCGGGGCUUGUCCUACUGGGACAUCACGAGGAUCAAGCUGCUCUACGGCUGCUAAUAACAAUGAUCAAAGUUAUCAUUUAGGAAAACAAGUUUCUGUUAUAACAUUCAUUAAUAAGCAGACAGCAGAAUCUAGGAUUAAGUCAAUGAAUCUGUGAAACCUUUGAUGCGGUGCGUAAUAAAAAUGAAUGCAUACAUAAAA
Messenger RNA from Siniperca chuatsi (mandarin fish), 1013 nucleotides. Its product is annotated as high choriolytic enzyme 1-like. Gene Ontology annotation, molecular function: zinc ion binding; metalloendopeptidase activity. Gene Ontology annotation, biological process: proteolysis. The record is from RefSeq and is a predicted model, not a curated record. Bases 81 to 869 code for a protein of 262 amino acids. Lineage: Eukaryota; Metazoa; Chordata; Actinopteri; Centrarchiformes; Sinipercidae. The transcript has a single exon.